AAGUCAAGAGUUGUUCAUUUAUGGGCUGCGACUCUACUAUUUUGAAUAGGAGUCUAUCAUUUUUCAGAUACCCAACCAAACAUCCUAAAAGAUGCGAACAAUGGGUUAAAACAUCAAACAAUAUGACAAUUAUAAACACUUAUUAUGCAAACGACAAAAAAAUUCCGGACAAUGUAUGGGUUUGUGAAUUACAUUUCAAUGAACACGACAUCACUGCUUAUGCAUCGAGAAAGAUGUUAUCGCCGACAGCUGUCCCACUGGUCGGUGCCAUACGGACACUGUCCAUACCUAAAGUGUCCGCACCCGCAAAGACAUCCAACAGUAUUAGAAACCCGUUUUUACCGAAAACUGUUCAACGAUUUAAAAAACCGUUUAUUAAACCAACAACUUUGCCAAAGUCCACAAGUUUUACAACAUUUUCGGUAAAAUCGCCAGAAAAUACUUUAGAAAUCAUUGAAAUCGAUGAAAAUUCAUAUCAAAUUAAAAGAAAGCCAAAAUUCAAUAGUGAAACUAAUGGCAAAUGGGAAAUCAUUGAAUUGGACACUAUUACCACCAGUACUACUACUACUACUAGUAGUAAUAGUAACGGUAAUAGUAGUCAAAGAUACCAAACCAUUACACCUGAAAUUUCUAAUGAGUCGACGACAACUCCUAAUGAUAAUGGCUUUCUUAUGGGUCACCAAUUGUUUAGUUUGAAGAAAUUUGCCAACAAUUAGAUUGUAUAUAUGAUUUUUUUUGUAAACUAAAUAUUU
This is a messenger RNA of Oppia nitens, 752 nucleotides long. RefSeq lists its product as uncharacterized. The coding region runs from base 21 to 716 and encodes 231 amino acids. The transcript is spliced from 2 exons. NCBI's taxonomy places the organism in Eukaryota, Metazoa, Arthropoda, Arachnida, Sarcoptiformes, Oppiidae. The record is from RefSeq and is a predicted model, not a curated record.